Parasteatoda tepidariorum (common house spider) is the source of this 1044-nucleotide messenger RNA. Lineage: Eukaryota; Metazoa; Arthropoda; Arachnida; Araneae; Theridiidae. The record is from RefSeq and is a predicted model, not a curated record.
GUUAACUUCAAAAUCGUUCCUUUUUCUAUGCUUGUAUUUUUUGUAGAUCCAUGCAAUCCUAUUCCUUGCAAAAAUGGAGGUUCAUGCCAAAUUAAUGGAAGUGACUUCAUAUGCAAAUGCAACGGACACUUUGAUGGAAAAACGUGUGAUACACCAUGUGAUUGUGAAAAUGGACACUGCGUAAGAGAUACAUCAGGAAAAAUGCAAUGUAUUUGUCUACCAGAAUAUGGAAAAGUAUCUACGUGGAAAUGCAAAGCCUGUGAAUGCGGAAAAGGAGCAAAUUGCACAUUCGAAUCAGAGUUUAUAGUUCUAGAGAAAAAAAAGUGUAUUUGCCCUAAAGGUUCAACUGAAAUUGAUGGAGUUUGCAUUAAUCCUUGUGAUAAGAAACCUUGUUUGAAUGGUGGAACUUGUCAACCAAAUGGGAAAGACUAUAAAUGCACUUGUGUACCUCCCUUCAAUGGAACAAAAUGUGAGAUAAGUCCGUGCGACAAGAAUCCAUGCCAAAAUGGUGGGACGUGCAAUGUGGAAAAAACAGGCUUUAACUGCAAGUGUGUGAAUCCGUUUAAAGGAAAUGUUUGCCAAAUAGAUCCUUGCACAAAUAAACCAUGCCGAGAUAGAGGUACCUGCAGGGUUCUUGGGAACUCAUUUAAUUGCACCUGUGAAAAACCUUUUUCAGGAAACACUUGCGAAAUUGACCCUUGCACUGUUGGUCCUUGCAAGAAUGGUGGCACAUGCAGCCUUUAUGGCAUUAAUUUUAAAUGCCAAUGCAAAUCUCCCUAUUUUGGAGAAACAUGCACGAAAGAUCCUUGCACGAGCAAUCCAUGUCUUAACGGUGGCUCUUGUACAUUUGAUAAGAAUGGCUUCUACAAGUGCGCAUGUAAACUUCCUUAUUCUGGAAAGAAUUGUGAAACAGAACCAUGUAAGCCUAAUCCUUGUCAAAAUGGGGGAAUUUGUAAGGAAGUUGGUACAAAAUUUGGAUGUGAAUGCAAAGAUCAUUAUGAAGGUGAUAAAUGUGAUUUAGGUAAGUAAAUGUAUAUGUUUAAC